Messenger RNA from Medicago truncatula (barrel medic), 727 nucleotides. Its product is annotated as ubiquitin-60S ribosomal protein L40. NCBI's taxonomy places the organism in Eukaryota, Viridiplantae, Streptophyta, Magnoliopsida, Fabales, Fabaceae. Gene Ontology annotation, cellular component: ribosome. The transcript has 4 exons. Bases 59 to 445 code for a protein of 128 amino acids. Gene Ontology annotation, biological process: translation. The record is from RefSeq and is a predicted model, not a curated record. Gene Ontology annotation, molecular function: protein binding; structural constituent of ribosome.
UAUAAAAUCGUCGCCACCAUUUCAUUCCGGAACUGACAACGUUGAAGAAGCCGCAAAUAUGCAGAUCUUCGUGAAAACCCUAACCGGGAAAACCAUCACCCUCGAGGUUGAGAGCAGUGACACAAUCGACAAUGUCAAGGCCAAAAUUCAAGAUAAGGAAGGUAUUCCACCGGAUCAGCAGCGAUUGAUUUUCGCUGGUAAGCAGCUUGAAGAUGGACGCACCUUAGCUGAUUACAAUAUCCAGAAGGAAUCGACUCUUCAUCUCGUUCUCAGGCUUCGUGGGGGUAUCAUUGAACCUUCUUUGAUGGCUUUGGCAAGGAAAUACAACCAAGACAAAACUAUAUGCCGCAAAUGUUAUGCCCGUCUUCAUCCCAGGGCUGUGAACUGCCGCAAGAAGAAGUGUGGUCAUAGCAAUCAAUUGAGGCCAAAGAAGAAGAUCAAGUAAACUUUGGUUGAUAUUGCUUCUUUCCUGUGUUUUGUUCUGAGAUACUUUUGAUGGUUUUGGUUUCUGCUUAUCUUUUCUUUGGAUCACUUGUUUUAAUAUGUUGAAUGUAGUUGGAACUUAUUUUGGUAUCAAUGGAUUAUAUUUUGGUAUAAACAAAUGUUGUUGAUCAAGUUCUCUUUCACUUUGUCUUCCUCCUUUUGUUUACCCAGAAAAACAUCAGAAAACUUCUGAACUUUGAUGUCAUGCAACUUUAUUGUUACAUUUUAUUUGAUUCUUACAUGA